Molecule: messenger RNA, 459 nt
Organism: Phytophthora sojae
Lineage: Eukaryota; Oomycota; Peronosporomycetes; Peronosporales; Peronosporaceae
Exons: 3
Coding region: 1-459 (152 amino acids)
Source: RefSeq, a predicted model, not a curated record
AUGACGGUGUUGCAGUUCACGGCCGAGUGGGACGUGAACCCAGCAGACCGCGCGGUCGGCAGGAUCGGCAGGACGGCGAAGAUCUGGACCACGGGAUCCUCGGACCCCACGGAUGCUGCGAACUCAACGGAGCGAGCUCACUUCCGAACUGGACGGCUAACGAGCAAGCCGGCUGGAUCUACAACGCGUGCUCGAGAGCGAGCACAACGAACGAACGAACGAACGAACGGCAAGCGGGGCGUGACGCAGAGUCACGAGACCUCGGGUAGGCGCGAGUGGGCGUACACCCGAGUGGCUAGAGACGGCGUGACGAACGGAGCCCAAGUCGUGCACAGCAGUCGGACACCCACCGGCGCAGUGUCAGGCGUUUUGACACUGUCGGCCAGACGGACUUCAGACCGCAUCAGCACGGUCGCGACCAACCCCAAGCGUGUGGGGCUAAACACGUUGCACUACUGA